This is a messenger RNA of Staurois parvus, 302 nucleotides long. The record is from the annotation of a GenBank genome assembly. Lineage: Eukaryota; Metazoa; Chordata; Amphibia; Anura; Ranidae.
AUUUCAGUACCAAGACCGGUAACCCCGAGCUACACUCGGGAAUACCAUGCGGCACUGCUCCGGCAUUUGUUCUUCACUUACCUUACCCUGCGCUCCCACGAUGUGUCCCCUGCAGCGUCCCCGGCCAUCUCCUUCGGCCGAUGCCGGCAUCCGGCUUCUGUGUCCUGUCCCUGUGACGUCGGGACGUACGGGCGCCAGCGGCGGCGGGAAAUUUCAAAAUUUUAAAUAAUGUCAUUUUUUUUUUUUUACAUUUUACAUAUGCUUUGUCCUGCGCCCCGCCUGCAUUUUGACUGUUCUUUCUG